Sycon ciliatum is the source of this 15795-nucleotide messenger RNA. Its product is annotated as MAM and LDL-receptor class A domain-containing protein 1-like. Lineage: Eukaryota; Metazoa; Porifera; Calcarea; Leucosolenida; Sycettidae. Gene Ontology annotation, cellular component: membrane. Gene Ontology annotation, molecular function: metal ion binding; protein binding; ubiquitin-protein transferase activity. Gene Ontology annotation, biological process: protein ubiquitination. The record is from RefSeq and is a predicted model, not a curated record. Bases 1 to 15429 code for a protein of 5142 amino acids. The transcript is spliced from 83 exons.
AUGAGCAGACGAGCUACGUUCACCGUGGACGAUGCCCUCGCUGCUCUGCUCCUUGAAGACGAGGAAGAAUUUGUACGCUCAGUUGCUCUUGACGGGCCACCUGUCCAAAACGUUUUGGGUGAAUCUGACGACGACGAUGAUGACAGUAGUGACAGCCAUUUCCUCGACAAGGAGCUCGACAUCGAUAUUGCUGCCCAUCGGUAUGAUGAACUGAGCAGCACCGACGACGGUGAUGGAGAAGAAGAGACAAGCGAUACUGACGAUGUAUUUGAGGACCUAGAUGCUGGUAUGGACGUUCCCCAACAUGCUGCAACUGCAGCCACAGUUUUGCCAAGAUGUGGAUGUUCAAAAAAUUGUUUGUCACUAUUUUCUAUUGAAGAUGUUGAUCAGAAUCGGCUGAACAUGGCAGAGCUGGAGCGACCUGAUUUUGAUUUACUGCUGAGUGGUGUGCUGGAGGCUAUGCAUUGUGGAGACAAGCUCACUGUCCACCAGAAAAAGCGUAAACGCUCAGCUUUCAAGUACGCUUUCCAGAGCAAGCGAGUGUGUGCCGGUGCGUUCCGCUACAUCUUUAACAUCAAGAAAGAUAAACUGUGGAGUUUGUGUAAGCACGUGGAAAGCAACGGUGCAACGGCGCGGCGACACGGCAAUGCUGGUCGACGACCAUCAAACGCUUUCACGUUUGAGGAAGUCAAAUACGCGGUUACUUUCAUAAAGUCUCACGGCGAACACUAUGGCAUCCCACACCCUGCACCACUACAUGGUCGAGAUGGCGUUCCUCCCGUGUUUUUGCCUGCAAGCCAGACAUACAAGGCUGUGCACAAACUGUAUGUUACUGCAGGGAACUCGGCUGGCAUUCGUGUCAUGGGAGAAUCUUCCUUCCGCAGCAUCUGGCACCAAUGUACGCCGCAUUUGAAAUUUAUGUCUCCUCGGACUGACGUGUGUGAUCUGUGCGAGAAACUACGCCGUCGGGUCAUGUCAGCUUUGACUGAGCAGGAUAAGGUGGCCGCCUGUUCAGCACUGCAAGACCACAUUGCAGCAGCACAACAUGAGAGAGACUACUAUCGUGGAGCUACUAUCUCUGCUGCCGAACAGCUACAAGCCAGUGCCCAGUGUGCGCCACCAUGUGCUCCAUGCUCGCAAGCCACGUUCAAAACGCAUUAUACAUUCGAUUUUGCGCAAAACGUCAGCAUACCUCAGGAGUGGCGACAAGUAGGUCCUCUCUACUUUAAAGUUCCAAGGAAAGUGCAGGUGUUUGGGGUGAACAACGAAGCUGUUCCGCACCAAGUGAACUACUUGAUUGACGAGACGGACACCAUCGGCACAAAUGGCUCCAAGAGCCAUGGCCCCAACAGUGUUGUAAGUCUCCUCCACCAUUUCUUCGCACACCAUGGUUAUGGCGAAAAACAGUGUAUCCUCUCUGCAGAUAAUUGCUGUGGCCAGAACAAGAAUAAAACUGUUGUUUCCUACCUUGCAUGGCGCUGUAUGUCUGGCUUGCAUAAGUGUAUUGAGCUGCAUUUCAUGAUCACAGGCCACACCAGAUGUUUGGUCGAUGGCUGCUUUGGUUUGCUGAAACGCAGCUAUAGGCGCAAUAAUAUCUAUAGCAUGGCCCAGUUAGCUGAUGUAGUGAAUGGUAGUGCUGCAUGCAAUCAGGCGCAGCUUAUUCCUGGCUCCAAUCUGGAGUGGCGUGAGUGGGAUAAGUUCUUUAUGCAGUUCUUUAAGCCCUUGGUCGGCAUUUCCAAGCUUCACUACAUGCGCUUUUCCAGUGCUGAGCCUGGUGUAGUGUAUUGCAAAGAGAAUGUUCAUGCUGCUGAGCAGAGGCUUGCCUUGCUGAAAGUGCCUGCAGAAGAUUUGCUUCGUGCUGGUCUGCCGAAAGUCCUCAGUCCUGCAGGACUGACUGCAGAGAGGCAGCAGUACCUCUUUUCUCACAUUCGCGAGCAUGUUCCAUCAGAGUUUCAAGAUGAAGUUUGCCCGCCACCUACUGCAUCUGCAGAAUUUCGAUCAUCGGAGUGCGAGGUUCAAGCUUCACAGGUGACAUUGCUGUUGACCAGCUCUACUUCACUGGAUGCUAACGAUCGACUUCUGAUCUCCACUUUGUGUGUGGCUUUCUUUCUGUGCUUUUCCAUCGCUAUAUUGUGCACACUGCACUCCAUCGCACAAACACGUACAGGUGCUGUGCAACCAUGCGUGGCCAGACCUAUCACGUUUGACAAGAGCGGCGAUGGAUUCUACCGCUCGCCCAUCACCGGCACUCCUGGCGCUACUAAAUGGUUCCGUGAUAAUGCGGGAACUUCAUCUUCAUCCACGGGUCCCUCGACUGACCACACAUUUGGCAACUCAACGGGUUACUAUUGGUACUUGGAGACGUCGUCAUCCAAUACUGCGGCCACAGACCGCCUCAUCUCGCCUGUGUACAAGCCAACACGCACAACCACGUGCAGCGUGAAGUUCUGGUACCACAUGUACGGCUCUACUAUCGGUAGCUUGAACGUCUACAUUGUUCCCAGCACAUACAAAGUAACGAGCGCCAAGGCCCUGGUGGGCCUCUCUGGCACUGGCACUCUGCCAAAGAACUGGGUCAAGUCGGGCAAUCAAGGCAACAAGUGGAUCCAGGCCACUGUCAGUGUAACCCUGAAGACAUCGUUCUACCUGAUCUUCGACGCCGUCCGCGGUACUUCGUUCACCGGUGAUAUUGCCAUUGAUGAUGUGUCAUUUGAUUCAAAUUGCUGCCCCGACUGGAGCAAGCAGAGCAGUGCAGCCAUCUUGAGCUCCUUCGCACCUGGCACUCAGGUUGUGCGUGGCAGGGACUGGAGCUGGGGCCAGCAGGACGGUGGACAGGGAGCCCUGGGAAACGUCACCACUGCAGUGUCGGGCGGUUUCCUUCAAGUCAAGUGGUCUAAUGCAGACAGCAACAGCUACCGGAUGGGAGGCUCCAGCAAGUUUGACCUCUACCUCUUCAACGACGCUGGCGUAACUGUCCCCUCAGUCAGCGCAUGCACCAUGGACAGCGGAUUUGAGAGCUCUGUCAGCCCAUGGAUCCAGUCCAAGACGGAUAAGCGUGAUUGGACACGCGACUCAGGUGGCACGACAUCAUCUUCUACCGGGCCAGGUACUGAUCACACAAAGGGAACAUCUGCAGGAUACUACAUGUAUCUGGAGACGUCAUCGCCCGUUGCUACUGGCGAUACCGCAGUCCUGCAGACGCCGAUUCUCAGCCAAGUGAAGCAGGACUGUUCGUUCACACUCUGGUAUCACAUGUACGGCACCACCAUCGGCACACUCAGCAUCUCCAUCACUGAGAUCGCCUCCAGCAAGGUCACCAAGCUAUUCUCCAAGACUGGCAAUCAAGGCAACCGUUGGAUAAAGACUCCAGCUCUUGCCAUCAAGAAGAUCAACGGACAGUUCCAGAUCUCCAUCCAGGCCACCAGGGGCACUAGCUUUACUGGAGACAUCGCCAUUGAUGAUGUGGCAUUCGAUGCAAGUUGCUGCGCGGCUGUGUGUAUUCCUAAAAUCACCUACGGCACAACAACAGGCAACUUGGGAGGAUGGGCCAAUGACCCUACUGAUAAACUCGACUGGAGGGCACAAAAGGGCUCCACAUCAUCUGGUUCAACAGGCCCCACUGCCGAUCAUACUGGUGCAGGAUACUACAUCUAUGUGGAGACCAGCUCACCGGCUUCGCUUGGAGACAAAGCCAGGCUGAUUUCACCGCCAAUCCUACCACCGUCGUCCACUGGCUGCACAUUCACAUUCUGGUACCACAUGUACGGAUCAACAAUUGGAAAACUAGAACUGGAGCUUGUGUCCAGUCUGCUGCGUGUACCAGCAUCCAGUCUUUGGACUAAGUCCGGCAACCAAGGAACAGCAUGGCUACAGGCCACGGUGACUAUCAAGCAAUCAGCCUGGAUCAAUAGUCUGCAAUUCAUUGUAACGAGAGGAUCUAGCUUCACUGGAGACAUUUCUCUGGAUGACCUUUCCUUCGGUACUGGCUGUGGAUGUUAUGCUUGUACCAACCAGUAUACGUUUGAAAGCAAUAGCGUUGCUCCUUUGGUACAGUCUACAAGUGAUACCCUCAAUUGGAGAGUGAACAGGGGCGGCACACCGUCUACUGCAACUGGUCCAUCAACAGAUCAUACCCUUGGAACUGCUCUGGGAUACUAUAUUUACAUUGAGACGAGCGGAGUAGCCAGUGGCGCCAACGCCAUCAUCAGCCUGCCACCCGCCGGCCCGGCGAAGGGACCACAAUGCGCGGUUGUCUUCUGGUACCACAUGUACGGAUCCACGGUCAACACUCUGAACGUUCGCCAGGGAACCAGCACAACUAGCCCCAUCAUCUGGCAGAUGAAGGGCAACAAGGGCAACACCUGGUACAGAGGUGUUGCUCGUCUUGGAUCGUCCGUCAGUACAUCAACUUUCAAGGUGGCGUUUGAGGCCAUCGCUGGCACAUCUUUCACAUCGGAUAUUGCGUUGGACGACAUCUGGCUGACACCUGACUGCUGCAGCUCACGUCCUAUUUGGAGUCAGUACACUACAGCACAGAUCACAUCUAGCUUCCGUCAAGGCACACGUGUCAUUCGUGGAGCUCACUGGUCAUGGGGCAAUCAGGGAAACAACACAGCCGGUACUAUUACCCAGGGCUUGGGCAAUUAUUCCUCGACCGGAUGGGUGCAAGUCAGAUGGGACGAUGGCCAUCUCAAUUCCUACCGGAUGGGCGCAAGCUCCAAGUACGACCUCUACCUGCAGAUCCCUCAGCAAGGUGCAGUGGCACCCCCCACUACCCAGCCUCCAUCGCCCACUCCUACAACUCCACCUGUCAACGGCUAUUGCUACCCAUGGGCAAGCUACACCGUAGCACAGCUGACACUGAUCUUCUCAGUGGGCACCCGCGUCACUGAAGGCGUAGACUGGUCAUGGGGACCGCAGCACGGUGGCACUAACGGUACCAUCAUCGCUACCCUCGGCCAAACGACCACCGGUUGGGUGAGAGUCACCUGGGACAAUGGCCACACCAACUCCUACCGCAUGGGUGCCUCCGGAAAGUACGACCUGUGUCUCGAGAGCAAUGCCACCGUGACAACUGAGCCACCGUUCGCACCAACGGCAUGCGGAUACUCCAACAACUUUGACAUCGGCAUGAUGAACUUCACCCAGGACAAGCUGGACGUGUUCGACUGGACGCGGCGACGUGGCUCAACGUCGUCAUCCUCCACUGGUCCUUCCGGCGAUCAUACAACAGGAACAGGAUAUUACUUGUACAUCGAGACGUCGUCGCCAAGGACGAACGGCGAUGUGGCUCGUCUGUACAGCCCCUUCUUCACAUCGCAGACCACCUCGUGCAGCCUGUCGUUCUGGUACAACAUGUACGGUGCCACCGUCAACACACUCAACGUGAACAUCCAGUCAGGCGGCAAGAUCCGCAAGGCCUGGAGCAAGUCCGGUAACCAGGGCAACAAGUGGAUCUCAACCGGCCCCAUUCCGAUCAGCUACAGCGGCGUUUUCAGGGUUAUCAUCGAAGGCGUUGCUGGAUCAUCGUUCACUGGCGACAUUGCCAUCGAUGACUUCCAGUUCAGCACCACAUGCUGUGCAACUGCCAGCUGUGGAGCACCAAUUGCCACUUUCAACUCUGGUCUGGAUGGCUUCAGCCAGGAAACUGGUGACCACUUUGACUGGACAAGACGCGCUGGUAACACACCAUCAUUCGGUACUGGACCAACUACAGGCCAUGGAGGAAAUGGAUCAUACAUCUACAUCGAGACAUCCUUCCCCAGGACCGGUGGUGACAUAGCCAUCAUUACGUCCGGCGUGUACUCGAUUGCCGAGAACGGCUGCGAGUACGGCUUCUGGUACCACAUGUCGGGAACGACCACCGGCACAUUGAACAUUGUCGUGACCAUUGCUGGCACAACUACCAACUUCACAAUCUGGUCGCGCUCGGGCGAUCAAGGCAACUCAUGGCAGUUUGGUAAGGCCAGACUACCAGCAAGACUGGUUGGACAAACAGUGCAAGUGAGCUUUGUCGGCAUUGUGGGAUCAAGCUUCACAGGAGACAUCGCUGUCGAUGAUGCAGGCUUCCAAGACGGCUGCUGCCGAGUUGUAAAGGCCUGCGGCUUCACCACGGUCGACUUCCAGUCUGGUCUGGAAGGCUUUACGCAGGAUGCUACCGACAACUACCAGUGGGCGCGCCGCUCCGGAGGCACACCAUCGUUCCAGACUGGCCCCUCUUGGGAUCACACAUAUGCCAACUCAACAGGAUACUAUGUCUACCUGGAGACGUCCGGAGUCGUCACCGGCAGGAACGCCCGCUUGGUGUCGAGGCCAAUCUCCAGCAAGACCAAAGUGUGCUCGUUCAACUUCUGGUACCACAUGUACGGUGCGACGGUGAACACGUUCAACGUUUACCUGAACCAGAGCGGCAUCAUGAAACUGGCCUGGACCAAGAAGGGAAACCAGGGAAACAUCUGGAGGAGGGCGACUGUGUUCGUCAACCAGAGCGCGGAAUUCAACAUUGUGUUUGAGGCCAUCACCGGUUCGUCGUUUACUGGUGACAUAGCGUUGGACGACAUCACCUUCAACCAAGACUGCUGCGGAACAUACUGCAGUGAGCUGUACGCUCCCUACAACGCGUUCCAAAUGUCAAUCAUCUUCGCUCAGCACACGCGUGUCGGUCGCGGCGCCAACUGGAAGUACGGCAGCCAGGACGGUGGCUGGGGAUUCCAGGGCACUAUCACAAAGGCACCGCCAAAGAGCUCAUUCGGACCUGUCACCGUCCAGUGGGACAACGGCGGAUCGUUCUCCUACCAAGUUGGCUUCAGUGGCCAGUUCGACCUGUGCCGCUCAGUUCCUCUACCGGACUACAGCGGAUACGCUGCGGCGGAGAUUGCACAGAUCAUGUACGAGAACAUCACUGUGUUCAGAGGACGCGACUGGAAGUGGGCCAACCAGGACGGCAUGGACACGGGCCUGGUCACUGUCAACAUGAGCCUUCACAACAACAUCGGCUGGGUGCGCGUGUUCUUCCCGGCCGCCAGUGGCAACCAGGAGAACUCCUAUCGCAUGGGUGCAGAGAGCGCAUAUGAUCUCUUCCGUGUGUGUGACGUGGACUUCUCCAAGCCAUGCAAGGGCACUUUCAAACCGACCACACCACCUACGCUGGCGCCAACAGUCCCCACACCGACUGGCAUUGAUAUGUGUGCAUCACCCAGCCAGAACUUCGAGAGCGGUUUCGGCGGCUACACCCAGGACCCUGCUGAUCAAUUCGACUGGAUCAGGCAGAACGGUGGAACAUCGUCACUCAGCACCGGACCCUCCAGAGACCACACCACAAACAGCUCCGCGGGCUUCUAUGUGUACAUUGAGACAUCAGCACCACGCUCUGUCGGUGAUAUUGCCAACCUGUGGUCACCAUGGUACAAGGCACCGACACAGACAUGCUCCUUCUCCUUCUGGUACCACAUGUUUGGCUCCACUAUCGGCGACCUCAACGUCACCAUCAUCACCGGAAGUGGCAGAAUCGCAGCCUGGACAAAGUCAGGAAACCAGGGUGACACAUGGCAUCAGGCCACAAUCCCUAUGCUGACAAGCUAUGGCACAUUCAGACUCAUCUUCACAGCCUCGAGAGGUGGCAGCUUUACUGGCGAUAUCGCUCUGGAUGACUUGAGCUUUGGCAAAGACUGCUGCAGAGGCUGCAACAACGGCCCAAUCACAUUCGAGACUGGCCUCCAGGCAUACACACAGUCCACGACUGAUGACUUUGACUGGACACGGCGCACUGGAUCAACGCCGAGCUUCAGCACUGGACCCUCCACUGAUCACACAUUGGGUACUGCAGUAGGUGGCUAUAUGUACAUUGAGACAUCAUUCCCGAGGUCCAACGGCGAUGUUGCCGUCCUAGUGUCGCCGAAAUACAGCGCACCUCCCGGAUUCACGUGCAGCUUCCAGUUCUUCUACAGCAUGUACGGCGCUACCAUUGGUAAUCUCAGCGUCUGGAUUCGCUCAAGUACGUCAUCAGGCAGCACUGAUGCCCUCGUCUGGUCCAUGGCUGGUAAUAAGGGACAGGGAUGGAAGGCGGCUACAGUGGCAGUCCCGUACGGCACACCCGCCUAUCAGAUCCUAUUCCGUGCCGUGGCUGGUUCAAGCUUCACUGGAGACAUUGCCAUUGAUGACAUCUCCUUCACCGGCGGCUGUUGCUCGAGUUGCAACGGACCAUCGACGUUCGAGACUGGCCUCGGCAUUUGGUCUCAACCGACAUCGGAUGAUUUUGAUUGGACCAGAAAGCGUGGCAGCACCACGUCUUCCAGUACCGGACCACCCAAGGACCACACGCCAGGAAUUCCCUCCAGCACCGGUGGAUUCUACAUGUACACAGAGGCCUCCUCGCCGCGCACUGUCGGCGAUAAGGCCUAUCUCCAGUCACCCGCCUUCUCAGCACCGCUGGAGGUCGGCUGCCAGAUGCAGUUCUGGUACCACAUGUACGGCGCAACCCAGGGAGAGCUCAGCAUCAUCAUCAGGCACGACACCGUCCGCAACUACUCGGCCUUCUCCGUCAGCGGCAACCAGGGCACUGCGUGGCAGAAGGGCGUUGUGGCCAUUCCCAUUCAGACCUUCAGCAAAGAUGUCCAGAUCUUGAUCGAGGGAACAAUUGGCACAUCGUUCACCAGCGAUAUCGCCAUUGAUGAUAUCAGCUUCACAUCGCAGUGUUGUCCAGCAGAUUGCUUGACACCCAACAACUUUGAGAACAGCAUUUCACCGUACAUCCUGGGACCAGGCGGUGACUUCAACUGGACCAGGUCCAGUGGAUCGACGGGAUCUUUCGGAACCGGUCCAACCUCCGACCAUACUGUGGGCAACACACUGGGACGCUACUUGUACAUCGAGACGUCAUUCCCACGCAAGUCUGGUGACAAGGCCUAUUUCACCUCGCCAGUGUUCGUCGGUAGCGCCUCUAGCUGCAGUGUUCAGUGGUGGUAUCACAUGUACGGUACAACCAUCGGCUCACUGCAGGUCUCCGUGCUGUCCGCUGGAAAGUCCGUCGCCACGUGGACCAAGUCUGGCAACCAGGGUAAUGCAUGGAAGUCGGACAGCCUAGCUAUCCCCAAGUCUGCCGGUGCCUUCCAGGUACAAUGGCUUGCUACCUGUGGAUCAAGCUUCACUGGCGACAUCGCCAUUGAUGACAUCUCCUUCUCGCGACAGUGCUGCAGCCAAACGCCAAAUCUACCAGUUUACAGCUCAACUCCUCUAACAAUCUUGCAGGCAAAGUUCAAAAACGGCACACUGGUGGUGCGCGGCGCGGACUGGUCUUGGGGUACGCAGGACGUCGGUGUAGUCGGCAGUGUAGUGCAGCCUCUGGGUGUCAGUGGCACCGUGAGAGUGCAGUGGGGUGAUGGCUCCGUCUACACCUACAGCAUGGGCUCCGGUGGCAAGUACGAACUCUACAGCUUGGCAGACCUCGGUGGUCUUGUCUCCGGAGGUACAACACCUGACAAGGUCUACGACACAUCUAAAUGCCCACGGUACUCGCUUUACAGCAAGCCCCAGCUCGUUGCUCUGUUCAAGACGGGCACACGCGUCGUGCGAGGACAGAACUGGCAGUGGGGCAGCCAGGACGGCGGUGCGGGCAGACCCGGUACUAUCACAGUGGGUUAUACAUCACUCUUCACACUGGUAUCCGUUGUCUGGGACAGCGACAACACCACCACCUACAGAUACAGGAUCGACGGAACCACAUUCGACUUGUGCAGAGUUGACGAUAUUGUCAAUGGACCUGCGACCAUCUGGCCACCAGCAACAACUACACCUGGUCUGGUUUGCCCCGACUACACUACCCUGUCGGCUGCGCAAGUCGCCUACGCGUUCAGCAACAACACGGCCGUCGUGCGCGGCAAGGACUGGAGCUACGGAAGCCAAGAUGGCGGCGGACCAGGAGUGACGGUGUCGCACGUUCUCGGUGGACUGGUCUCCGUCCAAUGGACUGCCAACAAGAACACAAACACCUACCGCCUGGGCUCCUCCGGCAAGUUUGACCUGUGCCGUGUCGCUGACGUCGGCAAGACCACCAUUGUCAUUAUCCUUCCGACAACACAGGCUCCUUCCGUUUGCGGCAAUCCGGUGACCUACGAAAUUGGAUGGCAAGGCUACACCAACAUGGCGGGUGAUGACUUUGACUGGUCCAGGGCCAGCGGCAGCACAGCUUCCUUCUCGACUGGUCCGACCACUGAUCACACAUUCGGAAACUCUAGAGGUUACUACGCGUACAUCGAGACAUCGUUCCCACGUGUCCAGGGCGACACGGCGCGUCUCCAGUCGCCCCUCUACCCCGCACCGCCGACCAAGCACUGCCAGAUGAGCUUCUGGUACCACAUGUACGGAACCACCACCGGCAGCCUGCUAGUGUACGUUGUGCAGCCGGGUAAGGCUGACGUCUUGACCUUCAACCGCACCGGAGAAGUGGGCAACUACUGGGUGCAGGCGUUCGUCAAUGUCUCCAAGAUCGUCACGGGCAAUUACCAGCUCAAAUUCGUUGGCAUUGCUGGAUCAAGCUUCACAGGUGAUAUUGCCAUCGAUGAUGUCUUCCAAGGAGCUGGAUGCUGCAGCUCAAGUCUACCCAACUACGGCAGCAUUGCGCCAUUCUGGGCUCAGCUGGCCGCCUUGUUCCCGGUCGGCACCCGCGUGGUGCGCGGCCGCGACUGGGCGUGGGGCGCGCAGGACGGCGGUCCCGGAGGCGAGGGUACGGUCACCAGAACCGUCACUGCCGGAACGCAGACCGUACAGGUCCUGUGGGACAAUGGCAACUCCUUCUCUUACAGAAUGGGCAACGGCAAGUAUGAUCUCUAUCGCAUUCAAGACCUGUACUCGGGCAUCGCCCCAACUGUACCAGCUACCACUCUGCCACCAGUGCGGCCAGCUACACAAGCUUGCACCAAGCUGAAGAACUUUGAGCAGGACUUGAAUGGGUUCCAGCAGUCCACCACCGACACAUUCGACUGGACGCGUCAACAGGGACCCACUUCAUCCUUCAAUACCGGCCCCGACGUUGACCACACGCUCAUGACAAGAGCAGGUUACUACGUGUACAUUGAGACGUCAUUCCCACGUGUCCAGGGUGACUUUGCCACUCUGCUCUCACCAUGGUAUGCCUCUCCUCCAACCAACCAUUGCCGCAUCAACUUCUACUACCACAUGCACGGCGCAUCGGUUGGCUCUCUAAACGUCACCGUGCGCACUCGCAACGCCACCAGCAUCCAUCGCCGCCUGGCCUUCUACAAGGCAGGUGACAAUGCUGACAAGUGGGAGUUUGGCAGCUUCUCCGUCCCAGCACACAGCCCGGCCUUCCAGCUGGAGUUCACUGGUGUGUCUGGUAAUUCAUUUGAUGGUGAUCUGGCUCUUGAUGACAUCUCACUGAGUGAUGGAUGCUGCCAGGGUCAUCCCGACUAUUCGACCUACCCGUCGGUCUCCAUAGGCAAGCUGUUUGCAGUGGGCACACGUGUUGUCCGCGGCAAAGACUGGAGCUGGGGAGACCAGGACAAGCAUCAGCUGGGAACAAUCACCGGAGCUCUGACAUCGGGUGGCUGGGUCAAGGUGACCUGGGAUUAUGGCUACGUUGGCAACUAUCGCAUGGGCUACAACGGUCUGUACGACUUGUGGCUGGCCAUCAUCACCGGCUGUGAAGACCUGGCCACACCAACCAAUGGCCUGAAGACGGGAACGUCGUCGCUGUUUGGUGCCAAGGCAAACUUCUCCUGCAACACCGGCUACUUCUUGCAAGGUUCUGAAAUGAGAACUUGCCAGACCAGCGGCAGCUGGACUGGAUCACAAGCCAUUUGCCUGAACUCCCUGCCCACAUUCUCCCAGUACUCUCCUGCUGAGCUGGCCGCCAUCUUCACCGUCGGAACUCGUGUCAUCCGCGGCGUCGACUGGAGCUGGGGACUGCAGGACGGCAACGGUCCAGGAACGGUCGAGACCGCUCUGAACUUCACCACUGGCAUGCUGAUGGUCAAGUGGGAUGCCAACGGACAGACGUACGCAUACCGCAUGGGACCGCCAACGAAGAAGUACGACUUGAUCCUGUACACGGCCAAGACCUGUCCAGUGCUGGCAGCGCCGGCGUACGGACAGAUCAGCUCGAGCGCGGUGGUGUUCGGUACAGCAGUGACGUACACUUGCAAUGCCGGAUACACUCUGCAGGGACCAUCCACACGAACGUGCUACUCGCCAGGCGUUUGGGAUGGACUAGUACCGAUGUGCCUGUUGAGAUGCAACAGCACGCAAUACCAGUGUGCCGGUGGCCUGUGUGUCAGCAGCACAGCACGCUGCAACCAGAUCCCAUUCGAGUGCCCGGACAACUCCGACGAAGCAGGUUGCCCAAGCGGACCAGUUGCUGUCAACUGCAGUAGCUCACAGUUCGCAUGCGCAUCGGGAACAGAAUGCAUUGCAAGCGCCAAGCGAUGUGAUGGCUUCUACUGGGACUGUGGCGAUGGUUCUGACGAGGCAGCGUGCACUUCUCAGCCAGUCGUUGGAACACUCCCUGACUACACUGGUGACAAUGGCACCGUACUUGCCGCCAAGUUCCCUGUCGGUGCACGCGUGGUGCGUGGCAAGGACUGGAUAUACGGUUUCCAGGACGGCUUCUCAACCGGAACGAUCACCUCGGGACUGAGCGGCGGCUUUGUCACCGUCCAAUGGGACGUCACUGGUGCAACAUUUACGUAUCGCAUGGGAGCUGGCGGUUCUUAUGAUCUUUAUCUGGUGUCAGAUCUACCGACCACUCACUGCCGCGCACUGACUAUACCUGCCCACGGCUACAAGAGUGUCGGCUCAGACUACAGACAGUUCGGCUCGCUGGCCACGUUCGGCUGCAGGCCCGGCUAUUUGCUGCAAGGCGCUCCUCACACUCUCUGCCUGGGUGAUGGAUCCUGGACCAGUGUCGAGCCGACGUGCGCCCCUCAUGCGAACGGCUCAGUCGGUAUCGACUUCUCGCUCCUGACCGACGACGAGGUUGAGUCUCUGUUCACCUCGGGCGUGAGAGUGGUCCGCGGCAGGGACUGGAUCUAUGGCAACCAAGAUGGCGGAGUUGGUGGUGUGGGCACUGUGUCAACAGCACUUCGGUUCGGCUCCGUUGGCGUGCGCUGGGACUCCAACCCAACUCGGCAAUUCUUCUACAGAAUGGGCUUCUUCCAGGACAAGUUUGACCUCACACUGUUUAUGGCGACACGCUGUGUGUCACUGUACAAGCCACUCAACGGCUACAUGCAGACAUCCAGUGUCAACUUCACAGUUAAAAGCACAGUUGUAUUUGGCUGCUACGCACCCUACUCUGUCCAAGGCUCUUCCGUCUUGACGUGUCAGGCGAACGGCGUCUGGCAGGGUGUCACACCGAUCUGCACACAGUCGAUUCCACAGUGCUCGCUGGGCGAGGUGCGCUGCUUGCAGAGUUCUACCUGCUAUCCGCGAUCAGCGGAGUGCGACGGUAUCUUCAACUGCCCUGACCAAUCCGAUGAGAUCUACUGCGGAAAUGGAACCACAGCCGCUGGAUGCCCCGGACUCGACGCACCCAAGAACGGCUACAUCGCCAAGAACAGCACCAGCAUCGGUGCCACAAUCAUCUACCAGUGCUACGACCCGUACGUGUAUCAGGGCGUUGUGCGCCGCACCUGUGGACUCAACGGCACCUGGGACGGACAAGUUGGACAGUGCUCGUUGCCGUUCAAGCAGUGCCUGUACUACGAGAAGCGCUGUGCCGACGGAGCUACGUGCAUUGACAAGACCAAGGUCUGCAACAACUACCCAGACUGUCCGGACGCCAGCGAUGAGAUUGGAUGUACGGCCGCAAACAUCACCACGCCCGCUCCAGGCCAGCUCUGCAGUCCACUCAGUUCACCACCGAAUGGCUACAUCCAGGGAAAUGCUACUGACAAGUUUGGCUAUGUUGCCUUUGGCUGCAAUGCGCCGUACGUACUUCAGGGAUCCAGUGUUCGCCGUUGCCAAGACGAUGGCACCUGGAGCGGAUUCCCAGCAUUCUGCACACUGAACAGUCCGCAGUGUGCGUCCGGCUACCUGGCGUGUCUGACCACACAGGCGUGCUACAAGGCGGCAGACCAGUGCGACAACAUUAACGACUGCACGGACGGAUCCGACGAGCUUCACUGCAACAUCACUGCCAAGGGUUGCCCCAAGAUCACCGCUCCAGUCCACGGCUACAUUCAGGGUGCAUCGACAAGCUCCGGAGCAAUCCUCGUCUUUGGCUGCACUACACCAUACCAGCUGCAGGGUCCGCUCACCAUCCAGUGUCGCAGCGGCGUCUGGGACCAGGGUCCUCCAAAGUGCAUCCAUCCUACAACUUGCACGGCCACGACCACAGUGAAAUGCCUCAACCAGGCUGGCUGUGUCCUGCCGUCGCAGAUCUGUGACGGUGUCGCGGACUGUACCGACGGCUCAGAUGAAGCUACUUGCCCGUCAGCCGGCACCGGAUCUGCUUGCGCACCUCUCGUCGCACCGGCCAAUGGUAAACUUCAGGGCACUAGCCGCGGGUACAGCGCCAACGUCAUCGUCUCCUGCAAGGCGCCGUACACGCUGCAGGGCUCCUCCGUCCGCGUCUGCCAGAUCAACAGGCAAUGGAGUGGAUCGGACGGUAUCUGCAAGACAUACGUGCAAGGCUGUCAACCCAACCAGAUCAUGUGCUAUGACGGCACAGAGUGCAUAGCAGCCAGUGCCAAGUGCGACGGAAAGUUCUUUGACUGUGUGGAUCACUCUGACGAGGCGGACUGCCCCACCUCACCCAAGAUUUUCACGGUGCCCACAACAGCUCCAACCGAUGCGAUCACCUCGGAGAAGUUUAACAUCAUCACUCUCUCGGAUGGAUCCACCAAGCUUGUUCCUAUUACUCCAGCACCAAGCCGUUGCUUUGUUGGCUACUGCUUCCACGGCGGUACGUGUGUGGACAAUGGCUUGGACCAAUCGAUUAUGUGCAACUGCCCCGCUGACGCCACGGGAUCGCGAUGCCAGCAGUACACUGGUGAGACAACCACAGCGGCUGGAGGCGGUGGUCUUGGCACAGGCCCCGGUGCAGAACAGCAGAGUACCACAACCAGCGACAGCCAGCUAUAUUACAUCUUGAUCGGAGUCAUGGGAGGUGUCCUCUUGCUGAUCGUUGUGCUAGUGGCAGCGUAUGUCCUCAUGACAUCCCGAUCAUCUGGGCAACCAAGACGCCCUCGUCCAGUACAGCCAAACUCUGGUGGUCUGCAGAUCCAAGACGAUGGCUUCCGCGGAGAAGCGUUCGCCCUCGGUGAUGAUCAGGAGCUGGGAAUGUCAAACCCAAUGUACGAUACGGCCGGUGCCAUGGACGGUUACGGUGCCGGAGCUGGUGAUCAGCUAGGCCAGAGUGAGCUGGCCGGCGAUCCACUCUACGAGCCAGUUCCCGCCAUGCAGCUGCAGACUUAAAGACAGCAGAAUACAUUACUGACGCUAUACAAGCAACUCGGAAACACACACACAACGACAAAUCAUCAUUCCUAUCUCGCAGGCUGCUGUGAACUCAGUUGAGCAAUUUUUGUACAAUCUUCUCUGCUAUGUGCUGAACAAGCCUGCCGGUAAACCACACUGGAUUCGCCAUGUUUGUCUAUCCUUCAAGUACUUUCUUAUUAUGAUCUGCACGAUUUGUUCACAGCGCAAGACGUUGGCCCUCUGUAUCGGUUCACGCUGUACCAUUUGUAGUAUUAUCAUUAUUCAGCUGACAAGUAUUCUUAUUUUCUCGCCGUUGUCAGCGAAAUGUUAACAUUCACACGCGUUAAUAGCAGUUGAAACGAA